AUGGCUCCGGUGUCUGGUUCGCGCAGCCCGGAGAGGGAGGCCGCGGUCUCCAGGGUGAAGCGCCGCAGUUCGUCGAGGAGCCCUAAGCCCAGCAAAUCCGCCCGCUCCCCGCGGGGCCGCCGCUCUCGCUCGCAUUCUUGCUCUCGUUCUGGGGAUCGGAAUGGCCUCAGCCAUCAGUCAAGUGGCCUCAGCCAAGGCUCCCGAAACCAGCCCUACCGCUCCCGCUCGCGGUCACGCUCUCGAGAGCGGCCCUCUGCGACACGGGGGACCCCCUUCGCUUCUGGCUCCUCGUCCGCCUAUUAUGGCGGCUACUCACGCCCCUACGGGAGCGACAAGCCUUGGCCUAGCCUCCUGGACAAGGAGAGGGAGGAAAGCCUGCGCCAGAAGAGAUUAAGUGAGAGAGAGAGGAUUGGAGAAUUGGGAGCUCCUGAAGUAUGGGGACUUUCUCCAAAGAAUCCAGAACCAGACUCUGAUGAACAUACACCAGUAGAGGAUGAAGAGCCAAAGAAAAGCACCACUUCAGCUUCUACUUCAGAAGAAGAAAAGAAGAAAAAGAAGAAGUCUAGCCAUUCAAAAGAAAGGUCCAAGAAACGGAGAAAGAAAAAAUCAUCUAAAAGAAAGCACAGAAAGUAUUCUGACGAUAGCGACAGUGACUCUGAUUCUGAAACAGACUCCAGUGAUGAAGACACAAAAAGGAGAUCAAAGAAAGCCAAGAAAAAGGAAAAGAAGAAGAAACGCAGAUCGAAGAAAUAUAAGAAAAAGAAGUCUAAGAAGAGCAGAAAAGAUUCCAGUGACUCAAGCUCUAAAGAUUCCCAAGAAGAGUUUCUGGAGAAUCCCUGGAAGGAUCGAUCAAAGCCUGAAGAACCCUCAGAUUUAAUUGGCCCAGAGGCUCCAAAAACACUUGCCUCUCAAGAUGAUAAACCUCUGAACUAUGGCCAUGCUCUGUUACCUGGGGAAGGUGCAGCUAUGGCUGAAUAUGUAAAAGCUGGAAAGCGUAUCCCACGAAGAGGUGAAAUUGGUUUGACAAGUGAAGAAAUUGCAUCAUUUGAAUGCUCGGGUUAUGUAAUGAGUGGUAGCAGGCAUCGCCGAAUGGAGGCUGUGCGACUACGGAAAGAGAACCAGAUCUACAGUGCUGAUGAGAAGAGAGCUCUUGCAUCUUUUAACCAAGAAGAGAGACGAAAGAGAGAAAACAAGAUUCUGGCCAGUUUUCGAGAGAUGGUAUACAGAAAAACUAAAGGGAAAGAUGACAAAUAA
Molecule: messenger RNA, 1254 nt
Organism: Pipistrellus nathusii (Nathusius's pipistrelle)
Lineage: Eukaryota; Metazoa; Chordata; Mammalia; Chiroptera; Vespertilionidae
Source: the annotation of a GenBank genome assembly